Molecule: messenger RNA, 2418 nt
Organism: Leucoraja erinaceus (little skate)
Lineage: Eukaryota; Metazoa; Chordata; Chondrichthyes; Rajiformes; Rajidae
Gene: ccdc93
Product: coiled-coil domain containing 93
Biological process (GO): Golgi to plasma membrane transport
Source: RefSeq, a predicted model, not a curated record
GUGACCUGCUGUCCCACGGGGCAGCGCGUGGAGGGUCACGUGGACGAGAUGGCUGCCGCUGCCGCUGCCGCCUUUAACCGCCUCUCCACCGGCUCCAAGUUGGGCCCGCAGUACGACCAAGAGGGCAAUGUCAUCGAGGUUGAAACUCGUGAGGAUGAGGAACAAAAUGUCAAGUUGACAGAAAUUUUAGAAUUGCUGGUUGCUGCUGGAUACUUUAGAGCAAGAAUUAAGGGACUAUCGCCAUUUGAUAAGGUGAGAAUAAUAAAUGCAGUUCCUUCAUAUCUUCGGCAGUUCCUUGGGAUGAAAGAUGAUCCAGUCUGGUUAUGCGUCCAUUCUGCUUCUGCACCAGAAGGGCAUUCUGCUUCUGAACCAGAAGUCCAUUGUGCUUCUGAACCAGAAGUCCAUUGUGCUUCUGAACCAGAAGUCCAUUGUGCUUCUGAACCAGAAGUCCAUUGUGCUUCUGAACCAGAAUAUUGUAAAGAAAUACACAUUAUUUCCACAGGUGGUAGGUGGGGUAUGACAUGGUGUAUUACGACGUGCAACUUUGAUAUUGAUGUUGAUUUACUUUUUCAAGAAAAUUCCACAAUUGGUCAAAAGAUAGCCUUGCACAGAGAGAAAAUUGUAUCUGUUGAGGCCAAUGUGAACUGUAGAUGAGUAAACAGGUUUUGGAACAAAAAUAAAAUUCAGGGUCUGGAUUUCAUACACAUAUUCCCUGUUGUACAGUGGUUGGUAAAACGUGCAAUUGAAACCAGAGAAGAGAUGGGAGAUUAUAUUCGGGCAUUUUCCAUAUCUCAAUUUCAAAAAACCCACAGUCUGCUUGAGGAUGAUGACUUCAAGCAGCGGAAAGACAAGGCUAUGAAAACAGUCGUAGAAGUAUCUGAUGUUUAUAAACCACAACGCAAGUAUAAACGUUUGGCUGGUGCUGGAGAGUUAGUGGAUGAAGAAUCCAGAGUCCAUUCUACCCUUCUGGAAUUCGGCCGGAAGUACGGUUUCAGCAAGCAAUCUAAAACUGAAACGACUGAAGACAAAAAAGGCAUCUUGCCAACAGGGUUGGCAGCUGAAAUUACUAAACUCUCUGAAGAUGAUCUGGAGGCUGCUGAAGAGCUUCGCAUUAAGACAUUGAUGACUGGAAUGGCAGCAAUGGCAACAGAAGAGGGAAAAUUGACAGCAAGUUCAGUGGGUCAUAUAGUAGGACUACAGUCAGAAGAAAUUAAACAGAUUGCAUCAGAAUACGCUGAGAAGCAAUCAGAGCUUUCAGCUGAAGAUCGUCCUGAGCGGCUUGGAGCUGCUCAACAGUAUCGAAGACAAAUUGCAUCUCUCAAUAAACAAAUCUUGCAAAAAUCAAAACAGUUGGAAGAGCUGCAAGUUAAAUACAGUGAGAUCCAGGCUACAUGUGAGGAAGAGAAAAAGAAACUGGUGGAGGUUAUGAAUUAUGGGCAGAAACUGGAUAAGGAACUGGCGAAGCUCGAAGCUGUGGAAUCCGAAGCUGAUUCCAGCAUCCUAGAAAAGCUGAGAGAAUUGGUGACAAUGAAUGAAGGUCUAAAGGAUCAAGAACAACAGUUUAGGAAUCAUUGCAGGGAGGAGAUGGCCCGAUUGCAACAGAAUAUUGAAAAUCUCAAGAGUGUAGCUGGGAAUGAGGAAGCUGAAGUAAAGGAACACGGUGAAUUAAUAGAACAACAGUAUAAAGAAGAUCGAGAAAAGCUUCAGAAAAUACGACUCUUGUUGGCUCGACGAAAUAGAGAAAUUGCUGUUUUGCAACGAAAAAUUGAUGAAGUACCAAGUAGGGCAGAAUUGACCCAAUAUCAGAGACGAUUUGUUGAGCUCUACAAUCAAGUUGCAGCAACUCACAAGGAAACAAAACAAUUUUUCACUCUUUAUAAUACACUUGAUGAUAAAAAGGUGUACUUGGAAAAAGAGGUUAACCUGUUGAAUUCAAUUCAUGAUAAUUUUCAACAGGCAAUGGCAUCCCCAGCUACUCGAGAACAGUUUUUGCGUCAGAUGGAACAGAUUGUAGAAGGUAUUAAGCAGAAUCGCAUGAAGCUGGAGAAGAAAAAGCAAGAAAAUAAAAUGAGACGUGAUCAGCUGAAUGAUGAGUAUCUUGAAGUGCUGGAGAAACAACGAUUGUACUUCAAAACUGUCAAAGAAUUUAAAGAGGAGUGCCGUAAGAAUGAAAUGUUAUUGAACAAAUUGAGGACAAUGGGGAUUUCCUGAUUGAAUUCACCAACGAUCCAAUGAUGGCCUUUCUAACACCUACAAACAAAAGAAUGGGUGCAUGGAGCCAUUUGCAUUUCAUUUACUUGUUUUUGUAUCAUGUAAUUUUGUCAGAUUUUGUUUCAGUGUCAAUUAUGAGUUGAGCAAGCCAUUGUUUCGAUGUAAAGAAAUCUGUUGUGCAAUAAAAAUAAUGCAAAUUGACCUGAA